CUUGGCUCCUAGAACGUCGCUGCUGGCCGGCGCGCGCCGGGCUCCUCUGACUGCGGGCGCGGGCGGGAGCGCGCGGCGGCGGGGGACCGAGCGGUGGCGCGCGGUAAUCUGGUACCUUCAAAAUGUUUGCCAAAGCAACAAGGAAUUUUCUUAAAGAAGUUGAUGCUGACGGUAACCUGAUUUCUGUAUCAAACUUAAAUGACUCUGACAAGUUACAACUUCUAAGUCUGGUGACCAAAAAGAAGAGAUACUGGUGCUGGCAGAGACCUAAGUACCAGUUUUUAUCUGUCACUCUUGGAGAUGUACUCACAGAAGAUCAAUUUCUGAGUCCAGUGGUCGUGGAGUCCGACUUUGUGAAAUACGAGGGCAAGUUUGAAAACCAUGUGAGUGGGACCAUUGAGACCAUUCUGGGGAAGGUCAAGCUGAACAUUGGAGGCAAAGGCCUGGUGGAGAGUCAGUCUUCGUUUGGAACCCUGAGGAAGCAGGAGGUGGACCUGCAGCAGCUCAUCAGAGACGCGGCCGAGAGAAAAAUAAAUCUGAAAAACCCAGUGCUGCAGCAGGUGCUGGAGAGGAGGAAUGAGGUCCUGUGUGUCCUGAUACAGAAGAUCGUGACGACACAGAAGUGUGUGAUAUCUGAGCACGUUCAGAUCGAGGAGAAGUGCGGUGGCAUGGUGGGGAUCCAGACCAAGACGGUGCAGGUGUCAGCAAUGGAGGAUGGGAAUGUCACCAAGGACACCAACGUUGUGCUGGAGAUCCCAGCUGCCACCACCAUUGCAUAUGGAAUCAUUGAACUGUAUGUGGAGCUGGAUGGCCGCUUUGAGUUUUGCCUCCUCCAAGGGAAGCACGGUGGCUUCGAGCAUGAGAGGAGAAUUGACUCCAUCUACCUGGACCCCAUGGCUUUUCGAGAGUUUGCAUUCGCGGACAUGCCAGAUGCUGGGCAUGGGAAGUCUUCCCAGGAUGGGCCGUUAAGUGUUUUAAAACAAGCAUCUCUGCUCCUGGCGAGGAACUUCCGCCCCUUUGUGGAACUGCCAGAGCAGCAACAGAAAGCUUUGCACAGCCUCCUCCUGGUGGUCUUGUUUGAUGAGGAACUCCUUAUGGUCCUGGAGCAAGUGUGUGAUGACAUGGCUGGUGGUGUCUGCUCCCUGCAGGCAGCACAGGCAAUGGCGGAGCUGAAGCCCCUUCAGCAGCAGGACCUCACAGCCUUCCUGCGGCUGGUGGGGUGCAGGAUACAGGGCGAGCGUCCUGGCCCUGAGGAUAAGGUCAGCAAUCAGAAGCUCUUUGCCACAGCCUACUUCUUGGUCAGUGCACUGGCAGAAAUGCCAGAUAAUGCUGUAUCUCUACUGGGCACUUGCUGGAACCUGAAGAUUAUUCCUGCACUGUGCUACUUGUUCCAUGCUUUGUCUGAUAGUGGAGUAUCUGAUCUUGAAGACCCAAUUUUGGCUCCUCUGAAAGAUACAGAGAAGUUUGGGAUUGUGAAACGCUUAUUUGCCUCAACCAAUAUUAACCUGGAGAGACUACAGUCAUCUGUGAAAGCUGUUGUCCUGAAGGAUUCUCAUGUUUUCCCACUAAUUCUCUGUAUUACCCUGAAUGGACUCUAUACUUUAGGCAAAGAACAUGAGUAAUGCCAUUUGUCAAUCAGAAGCACACAAUAUUGGCAAAGCUGAGUAUGUUUCAGAAUUGUUAAGAUAAUAAUUUGGGAUUUAGGUCUAAUGCAUGUUAAAAGUUGAUCAAUGAAAUGAAUUAAAAAACACAUUAAGUAUUGACUUUCUGCAUUCUGAAUGACACAAGGGACUCUUGAAACAGUUUCAUUCCAUUAGAAUCUCUCCUAUGCUGGUAAAUGGUGGAUACCCACAUCCAAGAUAGAUUCUAGGACCUGAGAAGAGUUGAGAUUCCAACCUAGUGUACAUUCAAACCUUUAUUUUUUCCCCCAGAAUAAUGGUUCCAUCUAUCACUUUCUUACAUUUUCCACUUUCUGUUACAUGUGAACACAGAAUAGUCUUGACAUUUUAAUCCAAAAAUUCAUUUUAAAUUUUGACUGCUGAGGGAAGACAAUUUCUUGUCACAAAAUUGGCUAUGUAUUGGAUGCACUGUACAUAUUUGAUGAUUAAAAAAUAAACUGUAAAUGUUCCUGGA
Messenger RNA from Marmota monax (woodchuck), 2133 nucleotides. It is a transcript of the gene Gsdme, whose product is annotated as gasdermin E. The transcript is spliced from 10 exons. The coding region runs from base 123 to 1622 and encodes 499 amino acids. The record is from RefSeq and is a predicted model, not a curated record. Lineage: Eukaryota; Metazoa; Chordata; Mammalia; Rodentia; Sciuridae. Gene Ontology annotation, biological process: programmed cell death. Gene Ontology annotation, cellular component: cytoplasm.